Messenger RNA from Vigna umbellata (rice bean), 672 nucleotides. RefSeq lists its product as uncharacterized. The record is from RefSeq and is a predicted model, not a curated record. NCBI's taxonomy places the organism in Eukaryota, Viridiplantae, Streptophyta, Magnoliopsida, Fabales, Fabaceae. Gene Ontology annotation, cellular component: chloroplast thylakoid membrane.
AUGUGGAUAAAGAGAAUGUGUAGUCAGGGGUACUGAAGGGCAAUGGCCACCAUUCUACCUUCAUCUAACUCUCACUUUCUCUCCUUCACCGUUCCCCGCAACUCUUCCACUUUUCUCAAGUGGGGACAGAUCAAAGAGCAAGAUGUAAGCAUAGUUGCCAAUAGAACCCGAGGUCAAGCGGUUAGAGUCCUGGUAGCUUCAGGAAAGGGUGAUACAGUCAUGGUUGAUCCUGUUGAAGCCAAGCGAUUGGCUGCCAAACAAAUGGAAAGAAUCAAAGCAAAAGAGAAACUCAAGAGAAGACGCCAAAUUGAGGCAAUUAAUGGAGCAUGGGCAAUGAUCGGUCUCACGGCUGGCCUAGUUAUUGAAGGUCAAACUGGAAAAAGUAUUCUGACUCAGCUGCAAGACUACUUAGGUGCAAUUGUUAGUUUCUUUGUAAGAUAGACUUUUUCCAAGAUGUUCGAGGAUACAAAUGGAGAACUCCAGAAUUCUUUCUCACAUUCUUUGUAAUUAUAUCUUUUGACUUCAUAUCAUUAAACUUAAAAGUAUGCCAAGGAUGUUUUUUCUUCACACUUUCACUAUUCAAUUUUCGUUGUUACCUGGUAAGGGUAUGUAACAUACAAUUGUUUUUCCCAGGUCUUCUAUACAGAAGAAUUAAACUGCUAAGCAACUUGU